This is a messenger RNA of Colletes gigas, 804 nucleotides long. It is a transcript of the gene l(3)mbn, whose product is annotated as protein lethal(3)malignant blood neoplasm 1. The transcript is spliced from 4 exons. Bases 1 to 804 code for a protein of 267 amino acids. NCBI's taxonomy places the organism in Eukaryota, Metazoa, Arthropoda, Insecta, Hymenoptera, Colletidae. The record is from RefSeq and is a predicted model, not a curated record.
AUGUCGAAACCGUUUCAGAAAAUGGACUUCAACGUUCUGUGCGUUCUUGUUUACGUUUUGUGGAGAAAUCUCGCAAUGGCAGAUGAAACGAGUGAGGAUAUAAGGCCUUACGAAUUUUCGUUCAAUAUCGAGAAUUUCCAGCACAGGUUCGAGAAGAAAGACGUUGAAGGAAUCAUCACCGGAGAAUUCGGAUUCAUAACCGCCGACGGAGUGUAUCACGAAACCGGAUAUGCAACGGACAAGAACGGCGAUUUCAUUAUCACCAGGAUGAGAAACAGGAAGAUCACCAAUCUGAAGGACGCGCUGGAGAUAUUCAAAGACAGACCAGAAACUGCGAAGAAGCUCGUUGAAGCCGUGGCGCGGGCUUGCAGCAGUUGUAAAAUUCCUGUGAAGCAAAACAAAUUGGCCCAAGAAAGGAAUAGAAUACCUGAAAAUUCCAAGGAUUUGUUCAACGAAAGAAGAGGGAAAAGCUUGAUAGAUGCCAUGAUGAACACGAUCAAUGGAGCAAAGAAAUUUUUGAAUACGACUGGAGCUGAUCAGAAUUUUCUUGAAAAAAUGGCGAACGAUCUUUAUUAUCGAUUCAACUACACAAUUACGUCUCAUGGGCAUCAAGAAGACGGGUACAGGGACGGGAAAAAGGACGGCAGUUAUCGAGCACAAAGUGAAAAUGGUGUCGACACCCGGGUGAAGUAUCUGUCGAACGAAUUCGGUCAUCAGCCCAACGUUUCGUUCGUUCCGAGAUCCAAUGGGACGACGGAGCACCAACGUCUCAAGGGAUAUUCUUUUCUUUGGAAUUGGUCGUGA